This is a messenger RNA of Panicum virgatum (switchgrass), 558 nucleotides long. RefSeq lists its product as uncharacterized. The record is from RefSeq and is a predicted model, not a curated record. Bases 1 to 558 code for a protein of 185 amino acids. The transcript has a single exon. Lineage: Eukaryota; Viridiplantae; Streptophyta; Magnoliopsida; Poales; Poaceae.
AUGCCAAAAGCCGUCUACGACAAGCUAAACUUCACACAGCUCACACCAACCCCAAUGCACCUCCAGCUGGCAGACUCCUCGGUACGGUAUCCAGAGGGGAUUGCAGAAGACAUAUUGGUAAAAGUUAGGGACAACUUCAUCCCUGUUGAUUUUGUGGUCCUGGACAUGGACAUUUCCAAGGAUACACCACUUAUUAUAGGAAGACCAUUCCUAAGCACUGCGGGGGCACAAAUCAAGGUUGGAGCCAGAGAAAUCCGCUUCAAUAUCAACGGCAAGGAAGAAAGGUUCCCAUUUCAGCCCAAGGUUGAGAAAUGCUCUAUGAUCAAAAUCAAGUUUGGGCCAAAUUCACGAGGCAUACAAGAAGUCGUGGUAACACCACAAAAGAAGGACAACAUGGUCAGCCUCAUGAAAGAAGUCAUAAAGGAGGGUAAGCAUGAAGAGGUGGUAAUACCAGUCCAGACUACUCCACAAGAUCAACCCUCCUCAUCAAGAGUGAAAAAAUCAGAGAAAGCACAGCAAUCCGUCACUGCUCCUCCCAGGACGGGUGCUCAAUCGUAA